Messenger RNA from Coregonus clupeaformis (lake whitefish), 1261 nucleotides. RefSeq names its product NADH dehydrogenase [ubiquinone] 1 alpha subcomplex subunit 4-like 2. The record is from RefSeq and is a predicted model, not a curated record. NCBI's taxonomy places the organism in Eukaryota, Metazoa, Chordata, Actinopteri, Salmoniformes, Salmonidae. The coding region runs from base 161 to 406 and encodes 81 amino acids. The transcript has 4 exons.
AUCCUGCGAGCAGCCACCCGGACAGAGAACGCAACAGGUCUAAUCUUGGAUAGUCUCAAACAAGCUUUUUUGACGUAGAAUUCAAAUUACUGUUGCUGAAAUUAAUAUAAUAAUCUUUAAAUUAUUAUAUUGACAAAAAGUAGAGCAACUGUAAGCAAAGAUGAUUAGAAUAGCGAUGGAACACGUAAAGAAGCAUCCAGGGCUCAUCCCCCAGUUCUUCUUCAUCUUGUUGGGAAUGGGAGGAGCCUCCUUGUAUUUGGUCCGUCUUGCAAAGGGGCCCCAUGUCACCUGGAACAAGAAGAACAACCCUGAGCCCUGGAAUCAGCUUGACCCUACCUACCAGUACAAGUUUGUGGCCAUUGACACUGACUACAAGAACCUGAAGAAGGAGGGACCUCAAUUCUGAGUAUCUUCCCUCUUGUCCUAACGGCACCAGGUCUAGCCCAAAGAAUGUCACUGAAGAAUUUAAAUCUGGGAAGAAUUUGUCUCUCAACGCUUCUAAUGUAUACAAAUAUUGAUGAUGAUCAAAUCUAUCAAUUUGCUUUUGUUUUAUCAUAAACACUUCAUUGUUAGUUUGGCAGCCGCUAAAUGUAACAAUGAAUGUGCACAUUUUGAAAAGACGCAAGAGUGUGCAUAGAUUUGUUCACCAAAUUACACUGAAAAAAUAUUAGUGUUACAGUUCAUAUAGGGAAAUCAGUCAAUUGAAACAAAUUAAUUUGGCCUGUAGGAUUCUAGCUUGAAAUAUACUUAUUCAUGUUACCAUACCAGAAUUUAGUGAUUACUUUACAUGUAUAAGAAAUGUAUAUGUUGGGGGUCAAGGAAGGGUAAAGAGGAAUUUGGUGUGUGGAAAGUUACUGAGUGAGAAAAGGGGAAAUGCAGAAAGUUCAUAUUCUGUUAAAAUAUAUUAUUGUAGAAUAUUAAUGUUCCUAAAGAGGGAGGCAAAGGGCAACCGUCUAGUUUCAGUUCUUGAUAAGGCAGACCAGUAGAUGUGGAACUCUACUCGAAAUAAGGUCAAAAGUUGAAGAGAGAAGACACUGCUGGGAGCGGGGCCACAGGAGCCCACCCCGAAGACCAUCUGAUUAUGGUCUUAUCUCCCACACACACACACACACACACACACAUUUCCACGCCCAUGAGGGUCCUAGACUAGAAUUACUCCGCCUAGUUGGAAGGUAUAAAGAUGUGCUUGUGUGACUUGUAUGUUGUGUUUGCAGCUGAAGCACCCAGUGGGUUGAAUAAACUUGGUUUGAGCCAGAGGAAA